GCCACUUGCCUGCUAGCAGCCAAGCAAGCACCACGAUUUACAAGUAAACAGCAGGAACAGUGUAUGUAUUCAUUGGAAGACACGCUUCAAUGGCGAUGAGUAUGCGAGUGGCACCCUUCAUCCCCAAUCUCCGACAAGGAGAACCCAGAAACCUCAAUUUUCCCAACAAACAUUCGACACUAUCUUGUUGCUCUCUUCGCAGUUCAGACCCCCAUGUGUCUCAGAAACUUGUCAAGCACUUCAAUCCCAAUAUUCCCAUAGAGGAAGCCGUCACACCCCCAACUUCAUGGUACACUGACCCCUCUUUCUUCCAGCUUGAGCUCGAUCGCGUCUUCUACAGAGGAUGGCAAGCUGUGGGGUCCACGGAGCAGUUAAAGGAUCCCCAUGACUUUUUCACUGGAAGACUAGGAGAUGUGGAAUUCGUGGUAUGUCGGGAUGAUAGUGGGAAGGUCUGCGCCUUUCACAAUGUUUGUCGUCAUCAUGCCUCUCUUCUUGCUUCAGGAAGUGGACAGAAGUCCUGUUUCGUUUGCCCUUACUAUGGUUGGACAUAUGGAUUAAAUGGAGCACUUCUUAAGGCAAAUAGAAUAUCCGGAAUGCGGGAUUUCAAUGUGAAAGAUUUUGGCCUUAUACCAAUCAAAGUAGCUACAUGGGGGCCUUUCGUUCUUCUCAAUUUGGAGAAAGAGAAUCUUUCUCAGAAGGAAGCUGAUCAUCAUAAUGUGGCAGAGGAAUGGCUUGGUAGCUGUUCAGAAAUACUGAGUACUAAUGGAGUUGAUUCUUCAUUAAGUUAUGUUUGUAGACGUGAAUACACCAUUGAUUGCAAUUGGAAGGUAUUCUGUGAUAACUACUUAGAUGGUGGCUAUCAUGUGCCAUAUGCACAUAAAGGCCUGGCGUCUGGUCUUAAACUCGAUUCCUAUUCUAUCACAAUGUUUGAAAGGGCUAGCAUCCAAAGUUGUGAAAGUAGCUCAGAGAAAAGCAACGACAAUUAUGAUAGACUUGGAAGAAAAGCUAUAUAUGCUUUCAUUUACCCAAAUUUCAUGAUUAAUAGGUAUGGACCUUGGAUGGAUACCAAUCUUGUACUUCCUUUAGGACCCAACAAAUGUCAAGUAGUAUUUGACUACUAUCUGGAACACUCUCUACAGCAGGAUGACAAAGAUUUCAUAGAGAAAAGUUUACAGGACAGUGAGAAAGUGCAGGUAGAAGAUAUUGUGUUGUGUGAAGGUGUCCAGAAAGGUCUCCAAUCCCCAGCAUAUUUUGUGGGAAGAUAUGUUCCUACAGUGGAGCAGGCCAUGCACCAUUUCCAUUGUUUGCUGUAUGAAGACAUGAUCAUAUAAACUCCCUUGUACUUGCACUGUGUGUUUGUCUGGAUUUCAAAUUGAGUCAGGAUUUAAUGUAUCAAAACACCAUUUGCCCAAGUUGUAAUAUAUAAAGGCUUGUCUGACUUACAAAUUGCAAUAGUGUAAUUACCUUGCAAAGCUCUCGGAGAGAAUUUUGCUAGAUUUUCUUGAGCAUACAAAAUUGGUCUAGUUAAUAUUUCUUUUGAAA
Lotus japonicus is the source of this 1542-nucleotide messenger RNA. RefSeq names its product choline monooxygenase, chloroplastic. The transcript is spliced from 10 exons. The record is from RefSeq and is a predicted model, not a curated record. Gene Ontology annotation, molecular function: iron ion binding; 2 iron, 2 sulfur cluster binding. NCBI's taxonomy places the organism in Eukaryota, Viridiplantae, Streptophyta, Magnoliopsida, Fabales, Fabaceae. Bases 90 to 1331 code for a protein of 413 amino acids.